Molecule: messenger RNA, 2049 nt
Organism: Cuscuta europaea
Lineage: Eukaryota; Viridiplantae; Streptophyta; Magnoliopsida; Solanales; Convolvulaceae
Source: the annotation of a GenBank genome assembly
GGAAGCCUUCAAAAUUAAACAUUUUACAGCCGACUUGUUUUGGAACCAACCACUGAUUUGCAGAUGGAAUAAAAUAGCUUCAAGAAACCCUAUUACUCAUUUCCUAUCGUCAAUGUUCCUCGCAAUUCUUCAACUAUGAAGCGGAUGUUAAGAGUCUCACACCAUGAAUUGCUCUUUCACAAAUUCCUUGGAAUUCUUACAAAACCCUCUGCGAUUUCAUCUCCUUUUGGAGCAGCGGCGCAAUCGUACUGUGCCUCUUCAUCGUCAUCUCGAAACGUAUGGUCGAAUAUCGUUGGUCUGUUCGCAGGAAAUAGGAGCUAUGGCGAUUCAUUACUCAUGAAUGAUCUAAGAGAUAAGGUCUCGGAGUUGAGGGAUGAGCUAGUGAUGCACAGCGGCGAUGUUGAAAUCCUCCAUAAAUUAUUGGAAGAGAAAGGAAAUCCAUUGUUUCGAAAGUACCAGGAUGGUGUUGCAGUUGUUGAGCUCAUGAGGCAGCUAGGUUCGACCCCUCAGUUAGCCAUUGAGGUUUUCAAAUGGAGAAGAGAAAUAGACUAUGUCAUUCCUAUAGUAGCAGAGGAGUAUUCCAAGGGCAUUUGUAUGGCAGGUAGGUUGCAAAAUGUUGAUCUUGCUGCACAGAUCUUCAGCGAAGCUUCAAACAAGCGAGUAAAAACAGCAUCCAUCUAUAAUGCACUCAUGGGUGCAUACAUGUAUAAUGGUUUGGCUGUGAAAUGCCAAUCUUUAUUUGAAGACAUGAAGAAGGAAGCAAGCUGUUCUCCAACGAUAGUAACAUAUAACAUUCUUAUUUCUGUGUUUGGGCGGUUAUUGCUGGUAGAUCACAUGGAAGAAACCUUUCGAGAGGUUAAAGAUCUAAAUAUAUGUCCUAAUGUGACUACAUAUAACUAUUUAAUUGCUGGGUAUCUUACCGCAUGGAAAUGGGAUUGUAUGGAGAAGACUUUCGAAAUAAUGCAAGAAGACAUCAUAAAGCCUAACCUAUCUACAUUUUUACUUAUGAUGCGUGGAUAUGCUCAUGCAGGCAGCUUGGAGAAGAUGGAGGAAACUUAUGAGUUGGUCAAAGAUCACGUUGAUCACAAUGAAAUCGCAUUGAUCAGAACAAUGAUUAUUGCUUACUGUAAAAGUUCUGAUAUGAACAAAGUCCGCAAGGUUAAGGAAUUGCUGAAGCUGAUUCCGGAAAAUGAAUACCGUCCUUGGUUGAAUGCCCAACUUAUACUUUUAUACGCAAAAGAAGACCUAUUAGAAGAGAUGGAAACUUCAAUCAAUGAGGCAUUUGAUCAUAACACUAUAAUAAUGACAACUAAUGUGAUGAAAAGAAUAAUUUGUUGUUACUACAGGAAUAGUACAAUGGACAAGCUGUCUAAUUUUGUCAAACGUGCAGAGUGUGGUGGUUGGAAAAUUUGCAGAUCUCUAUAUCACUGUAAGAUGGUUAUGUAUUCUUCAAAUAGGAGGCUUGUUGAAAUGGAAAAUGUUCUAGAUGAGAUGGAGAAAGUGAACCUUGACUGGACAAAGAGAACACUAUGGAUAUUGUAUCAUGCAUAUUUUAGAUGGGGAGAAAACCGUAAACUUGAGCAAGUUGUGGGGGUGAUGUGCAAGCAGGGGUUUGGCAUGCCAUUGUCUUCAUGAAGUUUAUAGGGAUAUGCCACAAGCUUGAGUGGUAACUUUUAUUUCAGGUCAUCGCAGUCUGUCUCUGUAGUCUUUUUAUUUUUGAGUGGAGGAUUUUUCCUGUCAAGAUGUGCCAAUUCAUUUCAAUUUUUGGAGCUGCAUUAGCUUAACCUUUACUUUUGAGUGGAGGAUUUAUUCCUUGAAAUGUGCCAAUCCAUUUAACAGUUCUUGGAUUGUAUUUGCUUAAUCUUUGUGAUACAAUUUCCUGUAUGUGUGAGCAAUUAGCCACAUAGCUUAGUGCAAAACAAAGUGUUACCAUUGACAUUUCAGAGUACAAUGUUACCCCUCUUUAAAUGUAUAUAUAGUGACAUGUUUUCCCCUUCAAGCAAGGGUUUUCGGAACAAAUUAAUGUUGUAACUAGUUAAAAGUUACUCC